Molecule: messenger RNA, 1200 nt
Organism: Adineta ricciae
Lineage: Eukaryota; Metazoa; Rotifera; Eurotatoria; Adinetida; Adinetidae
Source: the annotation of a GenBank genome assembly
AUGGACGCCGAUAGUGACAUGUAUGGAGUAGAUAGGAAUGGCUUUCUCGAAAGCUCGUAUCAAGUUAAUGAUGAUGUUUCGAUUCCUGUUUAUGCGAACGUUCAAUUAUAUCCAUGUUCGACCUGUGGUCGAUGCUUUAAUCCUGAGUCGUUGCGUAAGCACCAGCCAGUUUGUAAAAAGACUGUUCAAAAACAGCCGAGGAAAGUGUUCGAUACUGGAAAACAACGUGCUACCGAUUCAGAUGUGCCUUAUUCAGCAACCAAAGAAACUACACAGUUUUAUAAUGAAGGCGUCAAGCCUAAACAAGAUUUUCCAAAGAAGAAAGCGACAAAUUGGAGGGAGGGACAUGCUGCACUUGUGCGAACAAUUCGUGAAGCGCGACAAAUAACACGAGCUAUAGAAACCGGUGCUCCCUUACCCAAACAAACACCUUCACAAAUUCCAACUGAUUAUGUCCAAUGUGAUUUUUGUCAACGGCAUUUUAAUAAACAUUCUGCUGAACGACACAUUCCUUUUUGUGAAACCCAACAUAAACGUAAACAAAUGCAAUCUGCAACCGGUCCGACGGGAGCACCAUCAUCAGCAGGUAGUACACGUACUGGUACGGGAAGUAUUGGUCGUCAAGGACGUGGAAACCAACAACAACAGCUAAAUUAUGAGACACCUGUUGGAAGUGCUAAUAAACAGUAUCAAAUUAAUUCAGCACCUUCGAGCUAUGCGUCGAGACGUGCAGCAAAAAAUAACGACGAAAGAGAAUUUCGAAGACCACCGAUCAAUCCAAAUACAUUCAAAAAGCCAAAUUACGGCGAAACCGUGACAAACAAUACAAAUGGUACGCCACCGAAAUAUGGUAGUUUUCGUUCAACAAAAAUACGAAGUGCUGCGGGUGCUUAUGCACCAGGGAUGAUGCGAACGGGUCGCACAAUAGAAAACGAUGAUUUGAAUGUGGUUGCAGCAGCUGGACGAGGACAACAAAGGAGCGAUGCUUCACCACAGUUACAACGACGAACCGGAGGAAUCAAAACUCGAUCUCCAAGUCCAGCACGUCGACCAUCGUUGACGAAUGGUGGUUUUCAACAGAAACCAAGAACACAAGUUCCAUCUUCAGUAGCUAAACAUUGUCAUGAAUGUGGCGAAGCUUUUCCUGUCGAAUGGGCAAAGUUUUGUUGUGAGUGUGGCGAAAAGCGUUUAGGUCUUUAA